AUGGCUCCUUCUCACAGCGAUUUGAAACAGCUUGCCACAGCUGUGGACGACUUCAUAUCCUUCGGCUUUGCCCUCAUACGCGAUAUCCACGGCUUAAAAGGUGCCGAAGGUACCAGCUCAACGCAAAAUACGUGGCUAGAGGAUUCCAGGUCUUACUACAAGCGUUUAGGAACCAGGGGCCCAGCAAAGGCCGGUCACGAACCUAACGCCACAGAGGUCAAGCUUCAGCAGCAAGCCAACGCAUGUCAAGAGCUAGCCGAUAGUCUAAUUAACCUGCUUGAGGGGACUUCAAGUGUCCCAGAACUAGAAAAGAUCAUAGAUCUUCUUCGCAAAGCUCUUCCAGAGAUUGAAGACGAGAUGUUUGAGAUAUUGGAGGCUUUAAAUGACGGAUCCAAGGAGUUGGGGCUCUCCUUGGAAGCAUCAAGUCUUCAUGAUAAAGUCAAGACAUCUGGAUUUGGUCAAGCGAUGCGAAAGCCUCAAGAAGCUCCGCCACCAAUGCCCCUGCUUCAACCCUCCGACAAAUCCACAUUUGGCUCAUCUUCAAUAGAGCAAAUUAAGAAUUCAAGAUCUACCAGGCCGACAUCCCAGUUCUCAGCAGUGGACAUGUUUACGUCUUCGAAGCCGAAGAAAGCAAUAUCUCCUCCCACUCUUUUGUCAGAGCAUGACCAGGUUCUGGCGACUCUAAAGAACAAGGAUCGAGCCCAUCUGGUGCAUGAGUACUUGCUCGAGUCUCUCUCAUAUUCCUCCAUGAAGGAUAGAGAAGAGGACGUGGAGCAGGCACACGCACAUACCUUUUCCUGGAUAUUUGAACCUUCGACACGCUCAUCCCCAUCCUUAACUGAUAAAGAUGAACAGCCCAUGCAUGAGUCCAACGAUUUCCUUUCCUGGCUCUCGACAGACAAGCUAGGGGGCGCAUACUGGGUCAGCGGAAAGCCUGGAAGCGGAAAGAGCACGUUUAUGCGUUAUUUGUACUCGCACCCCGCCACCUUGGACCACCUAAAGACUUGGGCUGGUGGAACCCCACUGACGAUUGCGAGUUUCUUCUUUUGGACGAGUGGGAGCUACGACCAACGAUCGCAGGCGGGACUAAUACGGUACUUGCUGUAUCAAAUCUUGGAACAGCAUCCAGAGCUUACCGCGUGGACUUUCCCCAAAUGGUGGCUUAGGAGCCAGGACGCCAAAGCCAGAGUGAAGACACCGAUUAAGUGGACAGUAGAUGAUUUGAUGAAUGGGCUCAGUGUAUGUGUGGAACGAGUGGUAAAGACUACGAAAUUGUGUCUAUUUGUCGAUGGCCUCGAUGAAUUCGAUGGCCAACCUGAAGAGGUGGUAAAGCUUUUCAAAGAGCUUGUAGUAGAUUUCAGGGGGAGGAUAAAGGUGUGUCUGAGUAGUAGGCCGUGGGGGGUAUUCGAAGAUGCAUUCCGGGGGAUUCCACAGUUCCGCCUGCACGAUUUGACGAGUGCCGGAAUGCAUCGGUAUGUGAGCGAUAAGCUCAAUGGGCAGCUUCGCAUCCGUCAGAGCAUGCAACAAGACCCCAAGACGGGGCGAGAGCUGCAAACUGAGAUAGUAAGAAGAGCCGACGGGGUGUUUCUGUGGACUACAUUGGCAGUGCGAAGGCUUAUCGAAAGCGAAGAUGCUAGCGUGGACGGGCUGAAGGCUUGCUUGGACACGCUACCAACCGAUUUAGAUGAUCUCUUCCACUUCCUUCUCUUUCAGUCGCGGUCAUCCAAAGAGCUAGAGGAGCAAUCGCGCAUAUUCAAUAUCAUAUGCGCGAAAGAGGCCGUAUGCGAUUUCACGAGAGACGAGAGCGCACGUUCGAUGACGGCGUACCAACUCCGCCUCGCGUUCUGGGGGAACGAUACAUCUUUACAAGGAACAAUCCGGCAGGUUACCGAGAUCGACGCCAUGGAAUCAUACGAAGCCUGCAAAUCCCAGCUUAGCUCUCUAUGCGCAGAUCUGCUCGUACUCCACAGCCGCGAUCCCAUCAAGGCGCGAUACUCUCGAUUGAGCUCCAGCAGAUCCACCGAUAGGGAUCCACGAAUUCUUGCGGAGAGCAGGAUCGCGUACUUGCAUCGCACAGUGCGGGACUUCUUGCUGAUACCUGAGGUGUGGGAAGGUAUCCGGGCACGCUCGGAAAAGGACUUUGAUUCACACAUAGACCUACUACGCUCUCACGCCCUCCAGCUCCGAGUGCCCCUCGAAGAGCCCAGUAAGCACCGGCGGCUUGACGACUGGUGGCCCGACAUCGUACUUGCUCUGACGCAUGCGCGCUUCUCGCAUCCAAGACACUGCACCACACAGAUCAGAUUACUAGAUGAGCUGAACACCACGCUAAACUGGUACUGGGCCACAAAAGAAUCUGAUCCGCUCGACAAUUGGGCACGCAACGCAUUCGGAUCAUACGAGGAGAGAAUGAAGCGGAAGACGCCCUAUCACUAUCCUUUUCUCUCACUGUGCGCAAAAUUCGGGUUGGACAGCUAUCUGAACGCAAAGCUAAGUACAGGCAAAUAUGGGUAUCAGGGCGGCAUUCCACUGUUGAGCCACGCAAUUGAAUUUCUGUUCAAUCGGCGGAAGACGGUAUACCCACUUACGGACCCGAUCGUAAUUGAGUCGCUCCUAGCCAACGGGGAGGACCCGAAUCAGCUGUAUCAGGACCUGUCUGGGAAGAAAAAGACGCCUUGGUUGUUGGCGUUGCAGUAUUCGCGAGAGGCGGACCGCAGGAAAUGGAUCAAGAUGCACGACACAGACGAAACUGGUACGAAAAGAUGGGUCAAGGUUUUGAUCAUGUUCAUCGAGCAUGGUGCUGAUCCGAAUGCACUCCUAAUAGCAGAUGGGAUGGAUCCUGCAGCUACAGCACUUGACGUUGCGACGAUACUACAAGAGAAAUAUCAGACAGAAGGUCUCUCAGAUCUGCACCGGCUUCUUCUAGCGCGGGGCGCUGAGCUAGAGGACAAUUAA
This is a messenger RNA of Didymosphaeria variabile, 2955 nucleotides long. RefSeq lists its product as uncharacterized. Lineage: Eukaryota; Fungi; Ascomycota; Dothideomycetes; Pleosporales; Didymosphaeriaceae. The coding region runs from base 1 to 2955 and encodes 984 amino acids. The transcript has a single exon. The record is from RefSeq and is a predicted model, not a curated record.